Molecule: messenger RNA, 1229 nt
Organism: Prosopis cineraria
Lineage: Eukaryota; Viridiplantae; Streptophyta; Magnoliopsida; Fabales; Fabaceae
Product: heavy metal-associated isoprenylated plant protein 39
Exons: 3
Coding region: 298-792 (164 amino acids)
Molecular function (GO): metal ion binding
Source: RefSeq, a predicted model, not a curated record
CUCUCAUGGCCUAUAUCUCACCACCACCUAUAGCUUCCACUUCUCCAACCUCUUCCUCUGACGUUUGCCUUUCCUCUUCCUGCUUUCUCUAACUUUCCUUCUCUCUCUCCUUUUCUGCAAUUCCUUGUUUGCUUUCGGCUUUUGUGAUAGUACCACUCCUUCAGUCUCUUGCUCCCAACCUUUUCAGACCAUUAUUUGAUUACGUCUUCGCCUCUCUCUUUUCCACCCUCCAGUUCAGCUAAUCCUUCUUGGUUUCCCAUUCUCUCUCUCUGCUUGUCCCCUUCGAGGUAUUUAGAAAUGAAGAAGGUUGUGCUCAAGUUAGAUUUGCAUGAUGACAAGGCGAAGCAGAAGGCCCUGAAAACAGUAUCAACACUUUCAGGGAUAGAUGCCAUCUCCAUGGAAAUGAAGGAUAGGACACUAACAGUGAUAGGAACAGUGGAUCCGGUUCAUGUGGUGAGCAAAUUACGCAAAUAUUGGCAGACAGAUAUAGUUUCAGUGGGACCAGUAAAGGAGCCAGAGAAGAAAGAAGAAGCAAAGAAGGAGGAAGGCAAGAAGGAGGAGGAAGCAAAGAAGGAGGAGCCCAAGAAAGAAGAAGGCAAGCCUGAGGAAGAUCAGAAGAAAGAAGAGAAAAAGGAGGAGAAGAAAGAAGAAGAGAAGAAGAAAGAGCCAGUUCCAGUUCCAGACCCUAUUCUAGAGCUGGUCAGGGCUUACAGGGCUUAUAACCCCCAGAUGACAACAUAUUAUUAUGUCCAAAGCAUGGAAGAGAAUCCCAAUGCUUGUGCCAUUUGCUGAUGAUUAUCAAGCUGUCCAAGCAUGAGAGAGAGAUCAACUUUCUCUAUUUGGUAAUGGAUUCAAACCUGUCAAGCCUGUAGGAGGUUACAGCCAAGAACAUAGGUACUCUUCUGUAUAAUAAUAUGGUGAUGCUUCAGCUGAGUUGUUUUGAGACAAUAUUGGUAAUAUGUAGGAGAAAUUGAAUAAGAUUUUUGAUGGGAUUCGUUUUUGAACAUGACUGUAGUUCAUACUCGUCUCCUGCAACGGUUACUUGAGUGCAUCACCUGCUAGUUAGUCCAGUUAUUCAUCUCAUAUCUGUUUGGACAUUCAGAAAAAUACAGGGUAAAAAUGUGAUAACACUCCUUUACUGUCCGGGGGAAUUUUUUCUGAACGCAAUUAUGUUUCAAACUUUUUUCCUGUAAUAAUUACCUGGCUUGAAGGGAUGACCUACUACUGAA